GGUGGUAUCUCCCGCUGCGCUUCCCACCCCCCCCCUCCGGCUGUGCGCGGUGGUAGCGGCCCGGGUGGGAGGGCGCGCGGGCCCCGGAGCGGCGCGCGAGGUGUCACCACCCCCCCCACACACACUGAAACCCCCGUGGGGUCCAGCACCAUGUUCGGCUCAUCCCGAGGUGGGGUCCGGGGGGGCCAGGACCAGUUCAACUGGGAGGACGUCAAGACGGACAAACAGCGGGAAAACUACCUGGGGAACUCCCUGAUGGCCCCGGUGGGUCGGUGGCAGAAGGGGAAGGACCUGACCUGGUACGCCAAGGGCAAGAAGGACACGGCCCCCCCGGUGUCCCGCGAGGAGGAGUUGGCCGCCGUGCGCCUGGCCGAGCAGGAGGCCAUGAUGGCAGCUCUGGGCUACAAAAACGUGAAGAGGCAGCCCACCGGGCUCAGCAAGGAGGACCUGGCCGAGGUUUGCAAGCGGGACGGCACCGAGCGGGACCAGCGGGACGUGGACCGAGUGGUGGGUUUGGGCAGCUCCAGCGGCAGCGCCGGCCGGGUGAUGCUGUCCAAGGAGGACAAGGAGGCGGCUAAGAUGGGGCUCUCCGUCUUCACGCACCAAAAGGUCUCCAGCAGCCCCGAGACGUCUGGUCCCAAGAAGAAGCAGGAGAAGGAGGAGAAGGUGGAGGAGAAACGACCGGAGGGCAACAAGAAAUCCAAAAAGGAGAAAAAGAAGAAGAAAAAGAAGAAACAUAAGAAGGAGAAGAAGAAGGACAAGCAUCACAAGAAGGAUGCUGCCCCAUCGUCUUCUGAUUCUUCUUCGGAGCAGGAUGAGAGGCACCACCGCCGGAAAACCCAGCAGCGUGCGGAGACGUCGCGGCACGGCCGGCGCCGGCACGACAGCGGCUCCUCCGCCGGCAGCCGCGGCUCGGGCAGGAGCCCCUCGCGCCGGCGGCGCAGCCGGAGCCGCGACCACCGCGGUCGACACCCGUCCCCGCGGCACAGGGCGAGGAAGAGGAGCAGGAGCCGGUCCCCUUCAUCCCGUGGGGUCCGGCAACGCCACAACACCGAUUCGGAGGACUGAGAGGGAGCUUGUUUGGUUAUUUUGGUUUCGUUUUGUUUUUUUUUUUUUCCGGGGAAAGUUCAUAUAGGUUAUAUAUUUUUUAAGAUUAUUAAAUUUAAAAAAGCCGGA
Molecule: messenger RNA, 1176 nt
Organism: Columba livia (rock pigeon)
Lineage: Eukaryota; Metazoa; Chordata; Aves; Columbiformes; Columbidae
Gene: C2H1orf35
Product: chromosome 2 C1orf35 homolog
Exons: 9
Coding region: 151-1068 (305 amino acids)
Source: RefSeq, a predicted model, not a curated record